Messenger RNA from Astrephomene gubernaculifera, 2753 nucleotides. Lineage: Eukaryota; Viridiplantae; Chlorophyta; Chlorophyceae; Chlamydomonadales; Astrephomenaceae. The record is from the annotation of a GenBank genome assembly.
CUUAAAGCAAAGGCUUUUAUAGUAAGCCUGCCUGCUUUCUUGGUUCCUUAUUUUUACUGCCGGAAGACCAUUGACGAUCGGAACUGCGUAAACAGUAUACUAGUCUAUAACACUUGACAACCUUGGCACUUGACGUCUAAGCCUAGUGACCAAGAUGGGAGAGAGUGUCGCAGUUCUGGACUAUGGCAGCCGCUGGCUCAAAGCUGGUUGGGCAUACAACUUUCCUACUGACGAGGAGCCACGGAUCAUGGCACCCACAGCUGUUUACGUGGAUAAGAAUAACGCGAAUGGGCCAGCAGACAGCGCAGCUGCCGGCGAAUUGCAGCGACCCAUCCGCCGCGGCAAGAUCCUUGACUGGGACCAGUUUGAGUCGCUUGCUUACUACGUUCUUUACGAGCUCAUGGGAUGGGAGCUAGGCAAUGAAGGUCACGUGAUGCUGUGCGAGCCGCUUCUAACCGGCAGGACAGACCGCGAAAUGAUGACGCAGCUGAUGUUUGAGGUCUUCAACGUCCCAGGCAUGUUUUGCCAGGACCAGGCUGUCCUGUCCCUAUAUGCCUUUGGUCGCACCAGUGGCCUGGUUGUGGACAUCGGGCACGACAAAGUCGAUGUCGCCACGGUCAUGGAUGGCCUAGCCAACUUGACCAGCGUGCGACGCUUGGAGUACGGCUGUGCAAACCUAACGCAGUACAUGCAGCAGCUCAUGCGGGACCCUAGCCGCGGCCAACAGCAGCAGCCAUCCUCUGACGGCUCCAUCCCAUCCUCCUCCAGCCCACAGCUAACCGACGAGGCGGCUGAAGCCCUCAAGGAACUCUGCGUACGUUGCGCAGACUCCGAAACCGCUUACAAAAACAGCAUCUCUUCCUCCUCCUCCCUCGAAACAUUCAAACUUCCCGAUGGCCAGGAAAUCCAAGUCGCCAGCAGCGACGGCCUGCGUGUGGGCGAAGCCCUCUUCCAACCCACAUCCCUCCUCGGCCUCCGCGGUCCCAACAUCGCCGAAGCAGCAGUCGACAGCGCCGGCUGCCUGCUGGAACCCCUCCUUCGCAAGCUCAUGUACGAAAACAUGGUCCUGGUCGGCGGCGGCAGUGUCAUUCCGGGCCUCCCGCAGCGCUUCCUCUCCGAGGCGCGUUCCAUGGCGCCCGCCUCCGCCAACGCCGCCAUCAUCCCCACGCCCGAGUACCUGCCCUCGCCCAACGUGCCGCGCGACGCUGCCUGGGUGGGCGGUGCCGUACUAGCCAAGGUGGCGCUGAUCCAGAAUCACUUCAUUGUGAAGGCGGAUUACGAUGAGGCGGGACCCAGUGCCGUACACCGCCGUUGCACGUGAGCGGCGACGGCGGCGGAGGAGGAGAUCUCUACGUGAGCGUUGUGGUGGCGGAGGAGAAGGUGGAGGAGGGACGCGGGGUGGCGGCGGUGGUGGCAAGGGACGCGAGGGUGACAGCUGCCCGAGGCAGCAGCUGCUUUCACUUGGGCGUCCCGACAGCAGCAGAGCAUCCCAAUCGCCCCUACCAGAUGCAGCGUUACAUGAAGUUAUCUCGCAGGAUGGCUACGAUCCUACUUAAUUUUUAUCUUGACAUUUUAGCAGUUAGUUGACACACCACCAGUUGACGUCGACCAUCACUUCCCACCUUGACCGGAUCUACUUCCCAGCCCAGCCCUUCCUGCACCAGCCGGCUGGGCGGUCGUUGGCUGCCGAACUCGGCGCCAGCCUUGCAGCUUGACUCCGCUGCAGUACGACACCCAGCUGCCGUACGACACGUGUUGCAGCCAGCCGCCGCCAGCCGUCUUCCUCCGCGCGACUCGCUCACCAGCGGCACGCCGCCGCUGUUGACGCGCACGCACGCCAGCCGCUAUUGUGUCCGACAACAUCGAAUGUGCCGCUCAGGAAACUUGGGCGUGGGCUGAGGCGGCCGGCAGCUGCAGCAGCGGGAAACGCCGGAGCGGAUUCGCAACUAUUGCGGCGUGCUGCGUGACAGAGUUGAGCAGUACGUCCAGGCAAUGAGCCACAAGGACGAGUACGGCUGCGGGGUGGGCACGGGACCUCCAUGCCAGCGUGCAUGUUCGGGCUGUCCAUGCAGCAUGCAGCGUGCGUGUUUGGGACCUCCAUGCAGCGUGGGUGUUGGGGCUCCAGGCGGAGGCAGCUUCUACGGUUCACGGCGGCCUUGGGUCUCCGUGCUACGCGGUUGUUGGUUUGGCAACUGGCAAGCGGACCGUAAGGCAGGAGGCUGCGAGCAGGGCAGGGAGCGGAGAGGGCGAGGCGGGUGUGGUUGUGUGGACGCGGGUGGACGCGUGUUUUUGCGGACGGCUACUGUCUCUGCUGUCGUGGAGGGCUCUUUGUGCAGGCCUUUGGGGCAGCCAUUGUUCGUGAUCAUAUGUUCGUAUUGAUGGUUGAUUGACGGUUGCUUAACGCUAGCUCGUCCAUGCGCAGCACAUCUUGUGGGUGGGAGAGCACGUUUGGGUGUACCAUGGAGGGCGCUACUACUUUGUUAGCGGGUGCUGCGAAGGGCUUCCUGGCGGCUGGAGUUCCCUGUAGGUAUACCGCUAGGUGAUGGCUAGGGCUAGGGACCCAUGGGUCAGCGAGGGCCUGCUUCUUGUGAUGCUAGGCUGCAUGCCGUGACAUGACGUGGCGACAUAUAAUGACGGCGGUGACUUGCUGACAUGGAAAUGUACACCUUUUAAGAGAGGCGCAUGAGUACCGGUGAGGUCUUGUACUUGACAACCUCUUGGAUGGGCUUAGCAUCGCUGCAGACGCACUGAGU